Messenger RNA from Caenorhabditis sp. 36 PRJEB53466, 3619 nucleotides. The record is from the annotation of a GenBank genome assembly. Lineage: Eukaryota; Metazoa; Nematoda; Chromadorea; Rhabditida; Rhabditidae.
AUGAACGUCCUACAAUACAGCCCUGAGCAAAGCGGAAUUGGUCAAUUCACCAACGAAUACCAGUACCAGGAGCAAACGUGAGUUCUCCAGUUUUUGAACUUUCCCUUUCUUGGAAUCCAACAUUAUCAUGAUAAUUUGAUAUUAGAAGCGUGUAAUUUGAAUCCGCUGCUGUUUUCUCGUGUUCUCUUCUGCAUGCGUAGGUGGUCAGUCUCGUUUUUUCGAACAAACCUCACAGAAAAGUAUCCUCCCCCUUCUCCGCUGCUCUUUUAAAGCGCUCUUUGCUGAGUGAUGUGUGUUAUUUUGAAAGUUUCCGAAUCGAUAAAACAAUACGUUUUUUGUCGAAACGAAAAGGAGUUGCAUGUCAUAGAUUCUCAUAGUUUAUUUCUCGUCCAAUGCAAAUGUUCCACAAUGAUAUAAAACGUGGAGGCGCUCUCUUUCUCGCUCGUUCUGUCGGCCGGUGCAAACGAUGCUUUAUUGCAGUUCGCCCUCGAACAGCACAUCCUCGUCGGACGGCUCGGAACCGCAGCAAGGCCUCGCCGACCUCGUCGAUUCGCCCAUUUUCAUGAGUAACUGGACGGGCGUUGGCGAGUUUCCUGACAUUGGAGAGGAUAUCAAAAACGUCCUGGAACCGAUCGCGAGUCCGGAAGAUGUCAAAGAGGUGAGUCAUCCGUUUGCCAUGAACCCGUUGAUCGGACAGAGAGCGUCACUGCAAGUUUUAACUCAGCCUGUUCAAAUAAAUGUUCUGCCCCUUCGCCGUUUUGCCCGGUGAUCACUAUGUACAAACGGAUGAAAGAAUGAAGUGCUCUGUCGGACUCUACCUCAAAAAAUCAACUGUUGUAAAAGAAAAGAUGCAACAGAGUUUAUUUUCAGGUUGUUGCCUUCCAUCACUUGCCGCGCAAUGUUUGCCCGACGAUUUGUGCUGUUUGCGGAGACAGAGCCACUGGAUAUCACUACGAGGUACAGCAGAGAAUAGAGAACCGACCGCCAGCAAGAAAAGAGCAAAAAAAAGUCGGGUGCUUGGGGUUGUCUGCGCGGGUAUUCACACAUCACUGUGUCGCUGAUCAUCUGGCCUGUCCUCUCUUUCCCCGUUCCAAGUACUUCCGAUCAAUUUUGGGAUUUAGGUGCCGUCGUGCAAUGGCUGCAAAACAUUCUUCCGUCGAACCGUCCUCUCGCAACGGAAAUACGACUGCAUGCGUGGCGGAAAAUGCUUCAACGUGCUGCCAAAAGGUAUGAUGACCCGGCAGACGACUCGUAAAUCAGAACAAACAAAUGUUCAUGAAUUGUGACCGACGCAAAUGGCCGAUAAGUAAUUACGCAAUUCCGGUCCGAAUUAGUUCAACCCGAAAGCGCUGAUAACGGUGCAACGAACCAAAAAGAAGCUUUUAAAGUGACUAAAAAGCGCUAUCACAUGCUUCGUACGCAAACAAAACUUGAAACUUUGCACAACGUCAUAUUGUCCCAUGUUUUCUCAUUUUCGAAAACCACCCACCUCUGGCCGAGUUUGUUCUUGAUCAUUGCCAGACCGGAGGGCGAGGGGGACUUUCUUUGGAUUUGACCUCCGCACUGCGAAUGAGAUCCAUUCAUCUUUCCUCCUAGCCGUCAACCUUUGAAAGGUAAAUAGCACUUUUCGGUCAAACCUCAUCACACAAAGCCUUCUUCUACUGGGGGCUUGUUUAUAUCGGAAAUCCCGUUCUCCCAUAGUUGCGAUCGUGAAAACCAUUAUUAAACGGCCAUUUGUUUCCACGAAAGACGGAUUACAAUAGGAUUUAUGCGCGACACGACAGCGUGUCGCGAUAAUAACUUUUUGUUGUUGCAGAAAAGCGAUGCUCUUGUCGAUGCUGUCGAUUCCAAAAGUGUGUGGAGGUCGGGAUGAACCCAUUUGGUAACAACAUCUGACUCAUUUCCUUUAUCCAUUUUUGGCAUUGCAGCUAUUCAAACGAAUGAUUCACUCUGCGCAAAUGCCGUUGUGUCGAAAAUUGUGGGAAAACGAAAAAAUUCAGACGACGACUCGAUUCCAUCUACAUCCAAGGUAAGAGAAAGAGAGAGAGAGAGAGAGAGAGAGAGAGAGGAAGAAGGCUAUCGGAUUUCAAAAAACUCGGGAAGAGAGGGGAAAUGGGCAAUUCAAAGACUGAAGACUAACAAAACAAACAUCACAUUCAAAAGGUCAGCAGGAGGACUGGCCAGACAGCUUCUGCGGGGGAUGUGAUGAGCCAGCUCAAAUAUUUGGAACCCGGGCAAUAUUUGAAACAGCUGAACAUAGUGCAAACAGAAGCAUGAAAAUCAGAAACUCAGCGAGAUGGCAAAGAUUUGACCAUCGAAACAAGCUUCCACGAGCAUAAGCAGAAAACACAUUCGGAGAAAUAUUGGAGAAACCAGUGAAUAGCGGGGGAUAUAAGAAAUGAGGGGCUUUCAAAAACGUAUGUUUUCCAGAUGGUCGUUCCAACCGAAGUGAUUUCCAUCGACAAUGCAAUUGACAAACUCAUCGACGGGCUCAUGUACUUGGAAAUCAAAGUUGACGAUUUCCGCAGUUGUGCGUAUAACCCGCCAAAGUCGGAGUACAAAAAAUUAACGGAUUUAUUGGACCAGCAUUCAAUGAUUGGCAUGGUCGACAAAAUUGGAGUGAGUCAGCCUUUUGCAGUUAUUGAAGAACAUUUCUUUGCUUUCAGCCAAUGCCAAACUGGCCGAUUCGGCAACUAUCACACAAAGAAAUGAAAGCUUACCACAAGAGCGAGCAAGAACUGCCACUGGCACCGGAAAGGUAAGCGCUAAAACUGAAACGUUUUGUUUCCAAAGUAAGUUGUUUUCAGAAAGAAUUGGUUUGUAUACGACAUUUUGACAUCAGUGGAGUACGCCAAAACAUUUAUGUUCAUUCAUCAAAUAGAAAGAAAUGAUCAGGUACGGAAUGACUAGUUUCAAAGUACAAAAGCUCAUUUUGCAGAUUCUUCUUCUCCGCGCAGUUGUUCUGAAAUUGAUGAACCUCAACCAAUCGUUCUACUCGUAUGAGAACAAGUUCGAUAUGAUUCUUCACCCGGAUGGCACGUUUCCACCUCUUAUGAGAUCUGAAAACCCACAAGACAAUGAGGAAUGGGAACACGAUGAGAAGCACCACCACCACCCUUUUCAACCAAAACGGACGCCAGAGGAAAUCAGAGAAGAGAUGACUUCUUCAAUCCGAGCGUUUAUGAUGUACAACCUGGACAAGAAGGAGUACGUGCUCUUCAAGGCAAUCACGCUGUGCAAUGCAAGUGAGUAGUUUUAAAAGUUGAUAGAAACAUCAGGUGUUUUUGAAUUCUUGGUGAUUGAACCCAUUGAGCAAUGCUGAAAAUAUAAUAAAACAUCUACUUUCUUGCAAAACCGAAUUUCAGCUAUCCAUGGGCUGAGUGACCACGCAAGAGAAGUCGUCUCACGAGAGAAGGAAAAGUACAGUCAAGCUCUUCUCAAGUACUGCCUGGCCAAUAGGGGAAUGCAAGGACCUUCUCACUACGCCUCGAUAAUUGCUCUCAGCAACGGACUGGACAGCCGCCAGAAGAACCAGAAAGAUUUUCAUCUAAUUAUGAAAAUAAUCAAUGGGAAAAAAGCGCACGAUCUCGUUGAUGAUGUCAUGGAGGACGCCCAGUGA